ACACACACACAUAUACACACAGUCCCACAUUAUCCCUAGACUUGAACACAAAUAAAACAGUCUGUAUGUUCUUCUCCAAGAAAUCAUCAAAUGCACAGCACCCUUUAUUGAAGGAGAAAAGCUCACAGCUGUAUCUGAUUUUAAAUAUCUGGGGAUCAUUUUAGAUUGCAAUUUAACAUUUAAAAAACAUGUCAAAAAGUUGGCCAAUACCAUUAAAUUUAACUUGGCUAAUUUUAGACAUGUAAGGCCGUAACUACAGAGGCAGCCAAACUUUUUAUGCAUGCCAUGAUCUUUUCUCACAUCUCGUACUGUUACACAAGCAAGUACAACAACUCUGAAAUCAAUAGAGACCCUUUACAAGCAGACCUUAAAAACUCUAGACCAGAAACCUAUCAGCUAUCACCACUGCCAUAUAACAACAAAGUAUAACUUAUUCAAAUGUGACAGUUUCUUACAGUUUUUGGAUGCCUGUCUCAUUUUUUAAAUAUUAAAUGGGCUGGCACCUCCACCAUUAAAUUAGUUUAUAAAGCUGAAGGAUGGCAAUGGCUUGGCAACUAGGGCAGUCACCAGGGGAGACUGUGUUAUACAGUUUAGACAUAGUACGUUUGGACAGACAGUCUUCGCAGUACACGCCUCUAAUUACUGGAAUACCCUCCCUACUGAUGUAAGGGAGUGCGCCAGUAUUUCAGUGUUCAAAAACAAAUUUAAGAAAUGGAUAAAAAAUAACCGAACCUGCAACCAUAAUUAGGCCACUGCAUUACUCACACCGUAACUUCUUUUUAUGUCUAACACCUUGUCUGUCUGUCUGGUUUUUACAAUUUGUUAUCUUAAUUGGCAUAUUUAGGUUAUUGUUAGGCAAAGAUAUGUCCUAAUAUCUUCAGGCCUUUCUGUUCAUAUUUGAGUGUAUGCCCUUACUAUGACUGAGUUCCUACUGACUUCUUAUAUUUUGUUCAUGGCUCAACUCUCUGGAUACACUGGACGUAUCCCAAACAGACUACUCACCCACUGACUGUCAUGCAACAACAUGAACCACUGCAGCUGCAGUGAAGUAUCAAUCAUCAAAAUUGUUUAAACUGAUGGAGGCAUGACUCGGGGUUAGUUGCCGAUACUCUCUGACACCCAGAGAAUUUAAACGUUUUUUUCCUUUUUUUAUUAAUGCAUAAUGACAAUACAGCAGCACAGAGAAAUGCAUACAUUAUAUUGGUAGAGCAGUACAUUAAAACAUACACAGAGAAGUGCUUUGCAGUAAGGGAAUACGGUUAUUCAAAUAGGCCUAGAUGAUUAUUUAAGUAAUUAAGAAACGUUUUUGUCUUUUCUCACACUGAAAAAAGAGAUGCUGUCUGUGCUGUCACAAAUGGAACAAGCAGAGCUUAUGUCAGUAUAUUUUGCUAUAUUGACAUUCACUGGAUCUAUUUUAUACAGAAUGUUGAAGUGAACUUCCUUUACUUUAUUUGUGAUACAGUAUUUACUGGAUAACAGCCUAGUUUUUUGCCAGUUAAUGUCCUGAAUCAAAGAUCCCCAGUAGAAUUUCCCUCUAGGUGUUAUUCUUUUACUGUAUUGAAAGAUCUGGCGAAUAUGUUUAUUAUCACACUUUCUGUCUAUCACAUCAAUCCCAUUCAAAAGUAAUGUAUGUUGUGUUGCAUUGUCCAUACAAAAAGAAAGGUGACUUUUGAUAAAUUGGAUUAACCCCUAUAGGGAUAGCUUUAGUGAGUGAGUUAAAUUCCCUCAAUGGGCGGCCAUGACGUGACAGAAAUUGAUCAUAUGUCAGUAUAGUGGCAGAUCUAUCAAACAAAGAAAUACUAUUAUAAAUGCCAUUCUCAAACCAUCUAGAGAAAAACAGGGAUUUAUUUGUGGGAGAGACCGUCUGCCUUGGAUAAAAGAGUUCUACCAAACAUAGACGAGUCUCUUUGCAACCAAGAGUUACAAAUAUUUUUAGUUUUGGCCAUUUUCGCUGUAUAGUUUACCUGCUGUCUAUCUGUUAAAUUCUUAGUUAUGUGAAUUCCAAGGUAUUUAACAGUAUGUUUUACUGGAACAGAGAAUGUAAACGUACAAGGGCUAUGCAGACACUGACAGGCAACAUCGAUCGAUGACAAAUCAUAUCACGGGGGCAGUUCUUGAUGGGCGGUCCACACAAGCUUGCAUUUACGACACAGUCGCAAAACUCGUAUCAUAGCUAGAUUUGUUGCAGAUCAAAUUAAACCCCAUGCUUAAUGUUUGUAUGGUAACGUUUACAUUUUUUGUCGACGAGGGCAGAGAUAGACCUUCACAGAACAAGGGAAGAAUAAGAAACGAAUGCAUUCAAGAAAGGUCUACAGUGACUGUUUCGAAAGAGAGCAUAAUGACGUUAAAAACAACCACUUAAUUCUGGGUAGCAAGCCAGUGGAUAAUAGCCUAUGGAUGUACUGCAACGUUGAACAGCCAACCUUUGUUUCAAGUCCGUGGCCCUCAUCGAUUUUGAAUGCAGACCAAAACAGGAGCGAUUAUUUUGUUACAUUUCACUGUUAUGUGUUUGAGCUAGCUAGCCUGACAGUAUAGCUAGCGUAGUUUCCAGUUAGGUGCUAAACCUGGCUUACCAGCAGACUUCUGUUUUUGUGUACGUUGCAAGGCAAGUUUCCAGCGAAAACGACGGGCACUCUGAAAAUGAUUUGCUCCAACAAGUACAGGCUAGACCCCAGGAUUUCCUCUCUCAAUGUCUGCCUUCUUUUUCCAGCUAGCCUUUGAGUCUGCCUAGUAUGACGCUGUCGCAAGGAAUGUUGUACUGUAGCUAGCAUAUGCAAUUAACGUUAGUCCAUUCCCUAUUAUUAGCAACUAAUAACCAAACCGUUUUAAAUUACGUGCCUUCUAAAGAUGCUGAAUGGGCAGACAGAGUCCUCUAGUGACUUGGGGCGACUGGAAAGAGCAGGGGUUGCGAGGGAAAUGGAUGCCCACGGGCAAAAGAGAAGUUCAGCCUCACCCGAGAAAGUAUGCAAGCAAUGAUGAGCAUGACCAAAGGCAAGAAGAACAAGAGGAGAGGAGGAGACAGUUGUCAGUUGUGUGUAUCUCUGGAGAGAGGAAUCCUAACACUAAUCGAGAUGCAGCCGGGGAGGGCUUUGAGGAUCAUGACGGAAGCAGAAAUUCCGCAGCGGGCACCCCACCUAAAGAAGUCACCAAAGCGCAGAAAGAAGAGGCAUCUCUCAGGUCUGCCGCAAUUUCAUCCCAAAGAAAACCUCCGCCUUCUCCACCUGAGAAGACCCGAGCUGAGCAGCUGCCUUCGUACCCCGCCGUCCCCGUCACCGCCACCAGUGGCCUUAACCGGCCGCACGUGGUGUGCCUGCCUCAGGUGACGGAGAAGCUCAAGCUGGCGUGGCAGCGGUCGGACCCCGUGCAUGAGCUCGAUGGCCAGAGGGCCCUGGUGGAGGCCUUUAAUGACUUCCCCUACCCCACCUCUCAGGAGACGGGCGCCCUGGCCCGCCUGUGCGGCCUCCCCACGGACGACGUCAAGACCUGGUUCAUGAUGCAGCGCGUGCGCUACGGCAUCAGCUGGGCGGAGGAGGACAUCCGCGAGACGCGCCACAAACUGCACGCGCUCCAGCGGCGGGAAAGCAAGGAGGUGGUCGCGGCCUCUGGGGUGGUUGCGUCGUCGGCGAGGCCUGAGGAGGAGGAGGAGGUGAUGGUGGACGAAUAUGACGACGAUGACGACGGUGAGGAAGAGGAGAUGAUGCGUGCCUUCGGCGCGAGCGACGGAAUGAUCGCCGAAAGCAAGCGGGAUUAUUUGCCGGCGGCUCUCUGGUCCACACCCCCCUUCACCCAGCUGGAGCCGCCUCCUCAGAGUGCCAGCAGCCUCCAAAGGGCGGUGGCAGAGUCCCACCAUUUCGCCCCGCUCCAGUCCACUCCGCCAGGGCCCGACGGUCACCUGUCCAACCCUCCUUUUGUACUGACGGGCCAGCAAGGGCGCGUACGCUCAAAGAAGUCGCGCGCCCAGCUGAUGGUCCUCCGGCGGAGCUUCGUGAUCAGCAACUGGCCCUCGGAAGGCGAGCUGCAGAGGCUGCAGUGCGUCACCGGGCUCAGCCGCCACGAAAUCCGCAAGUGGUUCGCCGACAGCCGCUAUCAGCUGCGCAGGAGCGGUGGCGACCCCCCUGCCCACCAAAGGACGCCACCCAAAAGCGCUCACGCACCCUUAGCGCAUGACUGGAGACUGGCUCCCCUGGACAUCCUCCCCAGGACCUCCCUCAGUGACGGCCAGCCGCCUGGUGCCUCGGGCCCUGGGGGUGAGGUCGAGGUGGUGAUAAAGCAGGAGGACCAUAGAGACGCCAUGAGAAUCUUUAGCCGGACCAAAGAUGAUCACGCCAAAAUAGCCGCGGGGGAAGCCGCCCCUAUGCUCAACGGACACUCGGAGGCCUCAUCCAACUCCUCGGCACCUUCUGUCGUCCCCUCCACCUCCACGUCGCCCUCCCCGUCGUACCUUCCUGGCUACCCGGGAGUGCCCGGACCCGGGCCCGUGUCCCACCCGCGCAUGCGCAAGAAGACGUUGGAGCAGACGGAGAUGCUGCGCCAGACCUUCCUGCGCUGCCAGUGGCCCACGGCCGAGGACUACAACCGGCUGGAGCAGCUCACCGGCCUGCCACGCACGCAGAUCAUCCACUGGUUCGGCGACACGCGCUACUCCUUCAAGCACUCGCGCCUGCGCUGGAUCGGCCCCGAGGAGCGCCACAACAUCGCCACGCGCCUCGAGCUGGACGCCCGCCGUGCUUGGCUGGUGCGCAGGCAGAAGCAGUGGCCCACCCUGGGGAUUGACUGCCCCCCCCAGCCCAACCCUGGGAACUGGAUGGACGCCAGCAACAGCUCCACCAGCUCCAUGCAGACGUUGGAUGGCAUGGUGGGAGCGGAUUUGGACAGGUGGUACGAGCUGUGGGAUGGAGCCGUGCAGGGGCAAGGCGGGGCUACUGCUGGAGGACUCUGAAGCAUCACACUGACCAAAAUGCAAGACAGUGUUUGUUUGUUUGUUUGUUCGUUUUCUACAUGUGGGAUCACUUUAUAAUUUAAACAUUUUAUAAUGCAUUUCACAACAACCUAAGGUGUUCCGGUUUCUGGUUAACAGCUCCGUUUCCACUAUCAGGCCAGUGUGAGCCACUAUCACUCCGUUACCACGGUUAGGCCAUGGGCCAGCCGGAUCUAAAUAGCCUCAGGCCUCAAUGUUAGGCUACAAUCAUGAUAGACACUGUUACAAUCGUUACACUAUUGCAAGAUCCACAAUUUAAGUGUUGUUACAAUCACGAAGUACACUGUUACAGCCGGUUCUUCCUCUCCUACUUGAUUGGUCUACCAUUGCACAUUAUUGCCCAAAUUCCAUUGGCCAAAUAUUUCGUAGAGCCCUUAUUUUGUCUGUAAGCCAGUACUAACUACCCUCCAUUUUUCAUUAUAUUAUGAAGACUGACUGUCUCUGACCUGACACAGAUGAAAGUGGACAAAAGCGUCUGCUAAAUUACUAAAUGUAAUGUAAUGUAAAUGUCAAAAUCCAGGCUUUGACCUUUGACCUAAAGCUCAAGUUGGCCUUCUUUAGCCCAAGGGUAAUCGGUGGACCAAAAGUCCUGGGCCAUUGAUCCCCAAGGCCUUCUGUUCCGAGGAGGCACGACCCUGAAGUGGGAGUUAAAACGCAACUGGCCCUGGCACGCCUUUAUUCGGCCCGGUAGUGGAAACGCUGCUAUUCUAUAGGCUUCAGUUUAUAGAUAGUCUAUAGAUCAGGCACAUUUAUUUGUUUAAAGGUCCAGUCCCCAAUGCUGUUCACCAGCCAAUGAAAUUACUUCCUUCCCUUCCUUCCGUGCUCCUGAAGCAAUGUGUUGAUUGGCUGGAAUAGUGUGUCCCUCAGUCUGAGCCAUAUUGUUUGUUUGUGUGUAAACAGGACAGACAGGUAGAGGGCCGUGAGGAGCAGUGUGCUGAAGUUGACAGUAAAUGUAUUGGAUUAGAAUCACAGACUGAACCUUUAAGUAUUCAUCCAUGGUUAAGUACCUCUGAACAAACGGUUCUCCUUAGACUGAAAUGUACCGUGGGACGUAGCCACAACAAGAAUAUUUAAUCCAGACCAUUUGUCCUAUGUAAGAUCUAUCCUACCACUCAGAUUUGUAUCACUGAAUAACGAACAUAGUAAGCAUUCAGGCUCAAAUUCAGUCCCUAAAAUGAUUUUGUUUACAAGAAAAGACAAGCAUUCUACUGCGUCACUUCCAAUAUUUUGUCGUCCUGCACUCCAGCUAAGGGGCCACAAAGCUGCUUCAUGUAGCUAACUUACUCUGGUUUGAUGCUUCAUGUAGCUAACUUACUCUGGUUUGAUGCUUCAUGUAGCUAACUUACUCUGGUUUGAGGUGCAGUCGAAGUGGCCUAGAUCACCCCAGUUCUUUGCUGGCUUUGCGUCUUUACGCGUAAACACUAGCCUUGUAGCCAUCUCAAAAUCCUUUUAGCCUAUUGUGUUUAUGAAACUAAACUAAACAUCUAGACCCUUUUUAUAAUGUGGCAUGUGCUAAUUCUGUCAUGAGUCUUUCUCAGCCAGAUGUGUUUUAACUUAUACGACAACCAUGGUGAAAUGCCUGAACGUCAGUGGGAAUGAUUAAUGGCAUUUGAUGUUUUAAUGGCAUUAAUGGAAUUUGACAUUUCUAAACCAGUCCAAAUACCUGUUUAAAGCAGGGUUCGAAGGAAGAGAAGGCUAAAUGAAGGAGUUAGGGGUUAGGUUUUUUAGGUCACGGUUGGAGUUGUCUGGUGUCUGAAAUGAAUGGCGUUGAACUGUGUGUGCCUCCCCAGGUCAUCUAUAGCCUCAUUUCAGUAUUGUCAGAGCUCUGUUACCUUCCAGUUCAUUUGGGUUACACAGUUUACCGUAAUAUCUAGACCUCUGCUGCAAGCUGCUUUUCAAACGACCUCCUCAGAAUUUCAGUCAGCCUAGAUCUUGUGAAAGCAAUACUUUGGAUCCAUUUGUCUGGCCAAAACUAUUGUCACAGAACCGGUUAAAAGAUGUCCUCUAAUGUUUUGAGAGAGGAUUGUAAUUGUUGGUACACUGUCUCAGGCAUUUCACUUUCAGAAAACAAACUUGAGGCCUUUGGGCAAGGUUUUUUUUGCAGGGUUUCUCCACAGAAAAAUCUUUAAAGAAAGGACCAGUAAAACAUUAAUAACGCUCCCUCUUUGACUUUCAAAGUAAAGUUUGGUUUCAAAGUAAAUAGCCAUGUAGAGUUAGAGCUGCUUUGAAUGUUUGAAGAUUGGCGUCUGACCACUGUCUAUUGUAUCUGCUUAUUAUAUCUGGGAGUUGAUAUUUCAUCACACCUCUAACUGAAGUUGACAACUUUUGGUGUUGGUGGUUAGAUUGGUUAAAGUCACCACUGACCCGAGUUUGUUUCCUGGCCACUACAAGAUGCCUUUGUAUGGCGCUUACUAAAGUACUAAAUACUAGACCUUUACCUUUAACAACGAACCAUGGAUAUCUCCUCUGAGCUCUAAGUAUGAAACACCUUCAUCAGCCUCUCUAUGUGGAAACCUUCAGAGCCCCUAAGGGUUAACAUAUUACUUAUUACUGAAAGUAUUACGUGUGCAUGUGAUAUCUGGCACACACAAGAGGCCACCCAGUGUAUUUCAGCCAGCUAUGUUUCUGUGUGGAAAUGACAGUAUAGAACUUCAGCUUCAGGGUCUUCAGCUUCCAGAGCUGGCAAAAGACCAUAGAGAUAUGGGUUAAAAUAUAGCACAACUAACUCCUAUACUGUCAUUUACACGCAGUGACACAGCACAACUAACGCCUAUACUGUCAUUUACACACAGUGACACAGCACAACUAACACAGCAAGCAGAAAUGGACUGGGUGGUCUCCUAUUCGUGCCAGAUCUCUCGUGGGCACACAGUACUUUCUCGAGAAUGGUAACGUUUCUCAUGCCCAUGGGAUAGUUUCUGGUGGUCCCCUUAAGGGCUCCGUAGAACCCCAUCCCAGGUUUAUAGCAAUUUUCAGCUGAGAACCUCCACAGCCCUGAAAGACCCUUCUUUUGAUUUGGUUAAGUUUGUGUGUGUGUGUGUGUGCUAAUUGUAUGCAGGCCCUUUUUUAAAACCAGGCCAUAAAACACUUUCUUUUCUGAGUGUGCAAUCCUCUUGUAUGGUGUUGAAAUUACAGCAUUACAUUAUUUUAUGUGUGUCUAAUCAUUUCUUUUUGUAAUGUAGCAUUGUUCUGAGGUACUUGAUAUUGGGGAAGCCUCUUACUGUAUACAUGCUGAGGGUUCUGUUUUCUGUUUAAUGUUUCUCUCAGUUGUGAAUGUUAAGGGUGCCAGCUAUAUCGCAAUUUUCCCCAUGACUGUAAACAUAAGAAGCCAAGGUAAUUCUUUUUAUAUCACAGCUGAUUUGGUUCAUGUCUUCUCUUUUAAAUGAACAGCAUAUUUAUAGUGUGUCUUAAAGGUUAUAUUUAGUUUAAUAAUGGUAUUGUAUAAUUGUUCUACUUUAAUAUUAUUAAAUUACAAAUGCAAAA
Molecule: messenger RNA, 8461 nt
Organism: Clupea harengus (Atlantic herring)
Lineage: Eukaryota; Metazoa; Chordata; Actinopteri; Clupeiformes; Clupeidae
Gene: homezb
Product: homeobox and leucine zipper encoding b
Biological process (GO): regulation of transcription by RNA polymerase II
Cellular component (GO): nucleus
Molecular function (GO): DNA-binding transcription factor activity, RNA polymerase II-specific; DNA binding
Source: RefSeq, a predicted model, not a curated record